Messenger RNA from Papaver somniferum (opium poppy), 1595 nucleotides. RefSeq names its product probable inactive poly [ADP-ribose] polymerase SRO2. The transcript is spliced from 5 exons. NCBI's taxonomy places the organism in Eukaryota, Viridiplantae, Streptophyta, Magnoliopsida, Ranunculales, Papaveraceae. Gene Ontology annotation, molecular function: NAD+ poly-ADP-ribosyltransferase activity. Bases 294 to 1310 code for a protein of 338 amino acids. The record is from RefSeq and is a predicted model, not a curated record.
CUUACCCCCUUUAACUUGCUAACCGCCUUUCUCAAGAAACAGGGGCGGGCGGUAGCAGUAGGUACCAUCAAAAACUGUUUGCUGUGUCCACUGCUUUGUUUUAUUGAAAAAAAAGGCGGUUUAAUUCUUAUUUUUAAGAUUUCAAUUCCACUCUCAAAAUUUCUGUCUUAAUAUAGACAACAAUUAACCUCUCAAUCUUCUUCAUCAAAUAUUUAUUACUCUCCCAUUCAUUCUCGAUUUCUAUAAAAGUAAAUACAAAUCCAAGUUUUUCUUAUUCUCUUAAUUCUGAAAAGAUGAAUCCAAAUUCUGUUUUCAAUUCUUUGAGUGGUGAGCAAGUUUUGUCAGAAAGUGAUUGUGAAUCAACAAUUACUUCUGAGAAUAGUACUAUUACUACUUCUUCUGCUAAUUUUUUUAAUUCCGAUGAUUUGAUUUUACUUGAUAAAACGGAUUCUGAAUUCCUUACGAUUAAGAAGAAAUUUCUGUCUAAUUUAGGAGCAUUAGCAAAUUCUGUUAAUGAAUUUACAAUUCAUAAGAAUUCUUUUCAGAGUUUUAUGGGUCAAGUCAAAAUUCAAUCGUUCAAGCUUUUCUCACUCGCUACUGCCAAGAAGAAGAACCCAAGUAGCAGUUCUGGGAAUGUUCAAUAUGCUUGGUUUGGAUCAACAAAACAUGGUGUUGAACAGAUUAUUUCUCAUGGGUUUAGUCAAUUCGAUUGUUCUGAUGAUCCGGAUAAGAAAUACGGUUCCGGAGUUUAUCUUUUGCCUGAAAAACAUCCUCUCGGAAGUGUGGCUUUGGCGAAUCGGAAAGAUGAAAACGGGUUUAAACACGUGGUACUUUGUCGAGUUGUUUUGGGUAAUAUGGAGGAAAUUCGUAGUGGUUCUCAACAAUUUUGUCCCAGUUCUGUUGAAUUUGAUUCUGGUGCUGAUAAUCUCUUGUGCCCCAAGAAAUACACUGUUUGGUCAACAAGUAUGAACUUUCAGAUUCUGCCCGAGUAUGUGGUUUCUUUCAAGGCUCCAGAUUCCUUGGAUGUGACUGCGUCAGCAGUGGCUCGACCAACGUCUCCUUGGAUGUCAUUUACAUCUCUUAUCCGUGAGCUUUCAAAGCAUUUAACCCCUUUACAGAUGGCUCUAAUUAAGAAGCAAUACAAAGAUUUUAAGGAGAGAAAAAUCACUAGGCAGGAUAUGAUCCAGGUGGUGCGUAGAACUGCGGGGGAUGGAAUGCUAUCUGGAGUAAUCAAGUCAUUCUACAGAGGAAUGGAUCGAGCCAACUGUGCAACAGUCCAUCCCAGUCGAAAUAUAAUCUUUUCAAAGUAAUGCUGAAGUGAAGGGUGAGAAGGAGGGAGGAUGCGUGGAAUGGAUAUUGGCGAAAAACCAGCAGUCAUGGUUCCUGCCAUCUGUGUGUUAGCUCGCUGGCGAUUAUGACUGGUCAUAGAUUACACUAGGGAUUAUACUUUGUAGAAGUAGGACAAACUAGUUCAGUUUUAACUUGGGGAACUUGAUAAUGUUGUGUUUCCCUUGCAAAUUUUGUGAAAUGAUUCAACCAGUUGUUUAGAACUUUCAUUUACAUUUAGUGAAUGAUUCCCAUUUCUUUUGAAUUCA